AUGCCAACUAUUGGAGUCGACAAAGAGGAUCUUUUCCAAAUUCUUGGUAAAUCAUAUACUACUGAAGAGUUUGACGAAUUGUGUUUCCAGUUCGGUAUUGAGUUGGACGAAGAUACUACUGAAGAAUGUCAAGGUGAUGAGAGACCACAAUUAAAGAUUGAAGUUCCUGCUAACAGAUACGACAUGUUAUGUAUUGAAGGUAUUGCCCAAGCAUUGAAUGAGUUUUUGGGCAAUGAGCAACCACCAAAAUAUACUUUGAACCCACUGAAACCGGAAAUCUCGCUUACCAUCAAGGAGUCUGUAUUCCCAGUUCGUCAAUAUGCAGCUUCUGCCAUUUUGAGAAAUGUGACAUUCAACCAAAGAGCAUAUGAUUCAUUUAUUGCUUUGCAGGAUAAGUUGCACACCAAUUUGUGCCGAAACAGGACUCUUGUGGCGAUUGGUACACAUGAUUUGGAUACUUUAACCCCACCAUUUACAUACGAGGGAUUAGCACCAAAGGAUAUCAAGUUUAAACCAUUGAAUCAAACCAAGGAAUUUAAUGGUGAAGAGUUGAUGGAAUUUUAUGAAAAGGAUAAGAAUUUGGGUAAAUAUGUGCCAAUUAUCAAGGAUUCGCCAGUUUACCCCGUUAUGCUCGACGCUAAUCGUACUGUUGCUUCCUUGCCACCAAUCAUCAACUCUGAUCAUUCCAAGAUUACCUUGAACACCAAGAAUGUUUGGAUCGACGUGACUGGUACAGAUAGAACCAAGACCGAGAUUGUGAUUAACCAGAUUGUCGCAAUGUUUUCAAGAUAUAGUCAAACUCCAUUUGAGAUUGAGCCUAUCCAAAUUAUUUCUGAACACAAUGGUCAAACUCGUGUUACUCCAAAUAUUGCACCACGUGAAUUCAAAGCCGAGACAGCUUAUAUCAACUCUUGUUUGGGUUUGAAUUACUCAGGUGAGGAAAUUGCUAAAUUGUUGAAGAAGAUGGCUUUGGAUGCUACUCCAUCUACUAGCGAAGACGGUAUCCUCAAUGUGAAAGUGCCAAUCACUAGAUCUGAUGUUUUGCACCAGUGCGAUAUCAUGGAAGAUGCAGCUAUUGCUUAUGGGUAUGACAACUUGAAGAAAACACACCCAAACAGUGAAAGUAUGGUUGCUUCUGCAUUGCCAGUUAAUAAGGUUGCCGAUAUUUUGCGUUUGGCCACCUCUCAAGCUGGAUACCUGGAAGUUAUGCCAUUGACAUUGUGCUCACACGAUGAAAACUUUGCUUGGUUAAGAGCUAAGGACGAUGGCACCAAAGCUGUCAAGUUGGAAAACCCAAAGACCAUCGAGUACCAAGUUGUGCGUACCACAUUGUUGCCAGGUCUUUUGAAAACUGUUAAGGAGAACAGAAAACACUCCUUACCAAUCAAAGUUUUCGAAUGUGGAGACAUUGUUUUGAAAGACGACAAGUUGGAAAGAGGUGCUUUCAACCAACGUAACUGGGCUGCCAUGUAUGUUGGGAAAGCUUCGGGUUUUGAAUACGUUCAAGGUUUGUUGGGAAAGAUUAUGCAAACCAUGAGAACUCCAUGGCUCGAAAAGCCACAAGAGGACAAGAGAAGAGGAUACUGGAUUGAAGAAGACAAGUCGAACCCCACUUUCUUUGACGGAAGAGGAGCCAAGGUUCUUUUCAGAAGCCAGGAAGGCGGUAAGGCUGUAGAAGUUGGAAGCAUUGGAGUGUUGCACCCAGAGGUUAUGAACCACUUUGAUAUCCCAUACGCUGGUUCUGUUGUUGAAAUUAAUGCAGAGGUCUUUUUGUAA
This is a messenger RNA of Lodderomyces elongisporus, 1776 nucleotides long. RefSeq names its product phenylalanine--tRNA ligase subunit beta (gene FRS1). Gene Ontology annotation, cellular component: phenylalanine-tRNA ligase complex; cytoplasm. The transcript has a single exon. The record is from RefSeq and is a predicted model, not a curated record. The coding region runs from base 1 to 1776 and encodes 591 amino acids. Gene Ontology annotation, biological process: phenylalanyl-tRNA aminoacylation. Gene Ontology annotation, molecular function: phenylalanine-tRNA ligase activity; ATP binding; RNA binding. Lineage: Eukaryota; Fungi; Ascomycota; Pichiomycetes; Serinales; Debaryomycetaceae.